UUUAGUGUGCUUCUCUAUGCACAUAAAGUGGUUUCAGAGAUCAUUGCAGUGCUGUUUAUUCUUUUAGGGAGCGAGAAAAUGGUUCGAUACGCCACAGAACCAGAUAAUCCAACAAAAUCGGCCAAGGCCAGGGGAUCUUAUCUCCGUGUUCACUUUAAGAACACAAGAGAAACUGCACAGGCCAUCAAACGUAUGCAUGUUAAGAGGGCCACAAAAUACCUCAAGAAUGUGAUGGCAAAGAAAGAAGUGGUUCCCUUCCGUAGAUUUAGUGGAGGAGUGGGACGAUGUGCACAGGCUAAAGCCUUUAAGCAUUCCCAAGGUCGCUGGCCAAAGAAGAGUGCUGAAUUCUUAUUGCAGCUUUUGAAGAAUGCUGAGAGCAAUGCAGAGUACAAGGGAUUGGAUACUGAUCACUUGGUUAUUGAACACAUCAUGGUGAAUGCUGCACCCAAGAUGAGAAGAAGGACAUACCGUGCUCAUGGUCGAAUUAACCCUUACAUGAGCAGUCCCUGCCACAUUGAGCUGAUCCUGGCUGAGCGUGAACAAGCCGUGCCAAGACCAGGUACCACUGAGGAUGAACCAGUCAAGAAGAAGGUCUCCCAGAAAAAACUCAAGAGACAGAAAAUGAUGAUGAGGGACUAAAUAAAUUAUUAUUGACUGGUA
Magallana angulata is the source of this 660-nucleotide messenger RNA. RefSeq names its product 60S ribosomal protein L17-like. The record is from RefSeq and is a predicted model, not a curated record. Lineage: Eukaryota; Metazoa; Mollusca; Bivalvia; Ostreida; Ostreidae. Gene Ontology annotation, cellular component: cytosolic large ribosomal subunit; ribosome. The transcript has 6 exons. Bases 79 to 639 code for a protein of 186 amino acids. Gene Ontology annotation, biological process: cytoplasmic translation. Gene Ontology annotation, molecular function: structural constituent of ribosome.